GACUGCCGAAGCGGAUAAGCUCGGCGAGGACGACUCCUUCGGCUCAUUUCGGAGACGGCCAUUAGUAACGGCGUCGAUGACUUUUUAUUAGGUGACAAAAACACAGAGGGGCGUUGUGCGGAACCGCUGCCCCUCAGGACUGAUUUAGGUUCUAGAGCCGAGCUAUUUUUUAAUUAAACCCCGGAGGCGCGGCCGGGUGGAGGAGGAGGAGGAGGGCGCUCGCAGUGCGCGGAGCUGAAUUUCAAAUUACGUAACAGCUGCGGCAGCCAUUGCUGAGGGCCGUGCGCUGCGCCGGGCAGGGACCGCCACCAUGAAGAACAUGAGGGAAAAGGAGCAGUUCCGCAAGCUGUUCAUUGGCGGCUUAAGCUUUGAAACAACAGAGGAAAGCUUGAGGAAUUACUACGAGCAAUGGGGAAAGCUUACAGAUUGCGUGGUAAUGCGGGAUCCUGCAAGCAAAAGAUCAAGGGGAUUUGGUUUUGUAACAUUCUCCUCAAUGGCCGAAGUUGAUGCAGCCAUGGCUGCAAGACCUCACACAAUUGAUGGAAGGGUGGUGGAGCCUAAGAGAGCUGUGGCUAGAGAGGAAUCUGGAAAACCUGGUGCUCAUGUUACUGUGAAAAAACUAUUUGUUGGCGGUAUUAAAGAGGACACUGAGGAGCACCACCUUCGUGACUACUUCGAGGAAUAUGGAAAAAUUGACACUAUUGAAAUCAUUACUGACAGACAGUCUGGUAAAAAGAGAGGGUUUGGAUUUGUUACAUUUGAUGACCAUGAUCCUGUGGAUAAAAUUGUAUUGCAGAAGUAUCACACCAUUAACGGCCACAAUGCAGAAGUAAGGAAAGCCCUCUCUAGACAGGAAAUGCAAGAAGUUCAAAAUUCUAGGAGUGGGAGAGGAGGGAACUUCGGUUUUGGUGAUGCACGUGGAGGUGGUGGCAACUUUGGUCCAGGACCUGGCAGCAAUUUCAGAGGGGGAGCUGAUGGGUAUGGGAGUGGCCGUGGGUUUGGUGAUGGGUAUAAUGGAUAUGGUGGAGGGCCUGGAGGUGGCAACUUCGGUGGCAGUCCUGGUUACGGAGGAGGAAGAGGAGGAUAUGGUGGAGGAGGACCUGGAUAUGGCAACCAGGGUGGGGGCUAUGGAGGUGGCUAUGACAACUAUGGAGGAGGCAAUUAUGGAAGUGGAAACUACAACGACUUUGGAAACUACAACCAGCAGCCUUCUAAUUAUGGUCCAAUGAAGAGUGGAAAUUUUGGUGGCAGCAGGAACAUGGGGGGACCAUAUGGUGGAGGAAACUAUGGUCCCGGUGGCAGUGGAGGAAGUGGUGGAUAUGGAGGGAGAAGCCGUUACUGAGCUUCUGCAAGCUUGCCAUGGAUCUUUUAGAUGCUGCUUCUUCAAUGGCAAGGAAAGGAAAUAUCCCCAGCGAGGUACUCUUCCAGGGACACAGGUCUAGUACAAGAGAACUCUUGAAAACGUCACUAAGUUCAGCCAGUCUUAAAAAGCUGCGCUGUAUUUCUGCAAAGCUUUAACUACAAUAGUUGUAUAAGGAUGCCAACGAAGGCUGAGGGAGUAGAGCAAACUUAGUUCUAAGCUUCAGUUAAACUUCUUUAGGUAAGAUCUUAUUUACUUUUUUCCUUUCUUAAUGUUUCAAAACUGAGAAACUAAUAUUAUGUGACAGUAUUCUUUCAGUAUAGUGAUUGUUGUUAUGUAGUUUAACAUAGCAAUGAAUUGUGUUAACAAUUAUCAACUGAAGAGAAAUAUGUGAAUCCUGUUUUCUUGUAUUAAAUUUUCUACAUACAGAUUUUUGUUAAUUUCAGCUACUUAACAUAUUUUUUUCCUACUGGAAUCUAGCUAUGAUAUGAAUCCUGGACAAGCAUAGACUGCUGCCACUGUACUCUGCUACAGUUGAACAAAUGAGACCUGCAAGUGUCCAUUAGUAAAGCUUUGCAAGGGUUCCAUCCCUGGUGUUGGUAGUUAAAAUGGUAGGUCACAUGUUAAUUAAAUCAUACAACUUUAUUUAUGCAUCCUGCAACAUUUUAUUUUUUCUUGGGAGACUAUGCAUUAUGGUGGUUGCAAGGUAAUGCAAUGAAGGUAGCGCUGUGCUGUUGAAAAUGAACUCUGUUGUUACGUGUCUUGUCUACUGUAAUCUAUAACGCGUUUCAUCCUGAAGGUUCCCAAGUAACUUUAGACUGUUUACGUGUAAGGAAAAAAAAAUGCACCACAGAAUACAUCUGCCUCUGUGAAGGAAUGUGUCGUCCAUUCUUGUAACUGCAUAAGCAGUUCUUUAGGAGGAGAAGUGAAAGCUUCGAAUGAAACUGCAGGUGGUAUUUUAUGAGUGUACAAUGUAAUUACCUAAAUUGGAAUUUGGCUAGAAUCAUGAGGUUUCCACCAUUUUUUAUAGUUCUUGCAGCUAAUAAACCUUAGUGCCAAAUUCAGUCAGCCUUACUCUCAUUGCAUUGAACGUUUGAUCCUCAAAUUAAUGAAAAUUUGCCAAGUAAUGAGUCAUCUGAGUAAGGGUGGCGUACUCUAUAAUCGAUCUGGUUUUUAAACAAAAACCCCCAAAACAUUAAAAAAGAAAAAAAAAAAAAAAGCCCACAUCCUAAUUUCAAAGUUGCAUUGCUUUUGACAGGCUAAUUACUGAAGAACGUGGACUCAGCUAACAACAGUCCUGUUCCUUUUGUGUUAGACACACCAGUGAACUGCUUAUACUUCUUUUUAAAAUGGCUGAAGUUCCCCUAUUGGUAAUUUGGUUUAGACAUAUGUGAUAAACUUCUUCAGAUACACUUUUUUUUUCUUUGGCAGGAAGGUGCCAUGCUGCAGGUAACUAAUGAAGAAGUGGUCAACCACAGAAACGCUUCAAGAAAUAAGAAAUUCUGUAUCAUCAGAAAAUAGUUGUUUUUGCUGCCUUCAUUAAAAACCUAGAGGUUAAAUGAAUACUGAUAAAAUAUCACAAUUAGUACAGCUCCCUGUAAUGCUGGGUUUUUUAAAUGAUAGUAAUAAUUGUCUUGUAAACAUUUCGAAUAAAACUCAGAUUCGUUAGGAGAAACCAAUUACUAAUGUUAAAAUAGCGAACGUUCUGUGAGUUGAAGGUUUAACUACAUAUUUUUAUAACUUUCAUAGCUUUAAAAUAAAGUAUUUUUUUAUACCAAA
This is a messenger RNA of Gallus gallus (chicken), 3139 nucleotides long. RefSeq names its product heterogeneous nuclear ribonucleoprotein A2/B1 (gene HNRNPA2B1). The transcript has 11 exons. Bases 311 to 1342 code for a protein of 343 amino acids. The record is from RefSeq and is a predicted model, not a curated record. Lineage: Eukaryota; Metazoa; Chordata; Aves; Galliformes; Phasianidae. Gene Ontology annotation, molecular function: RNA binding.